CCUCGUAGUAAACACAAGUUUAGGGUCCACACUUACUCAAGCCCCACCUUCUGUGACCACUGUGGCUCCCUCCUGUACGGGCUGAUACACCAGGGAAUGAAAUGUGACCACUGUAUGAUGAACAUCCACAAGCGAUGCGUCGCCAACGUCCCGAGCCUGUGCGGGACGGAUCACACGGAAAGGCGAGGACGCAUCCACAUCUCUGCGCAGAUCACUGACGACACUCUCACCGUCACCAUCAAAGAGGCCAAGAACCUGGUGCCCAUGGAUCCCAAUGGCCUGUCAGACCCCUACGUCAAGCUCAAGCUGAUUCCCGAUCCCAAGAGUGAGAGCAAGCAGAAGACAAAGACCAUCAAAUGCUCCCUCAACCCCACGUGGAACGAGACCUUCACUUUCAACCUCAAAGAAACUGACAAGGACCGCCGUCUGUCAGUAGAGGUCUGGGACUGGGAUUUGACCAGCAGGAAUGACUUCAUGGGAUCACUGUCCUUUGGGAUCUCAGAGCUACAGAAACAAGGGAUAGAUGGAUGGUUUAAGCUGCUGUCCCAGGAGGAAGGAGAAUACUUUAAUGUUCCCGUCCAGCCAGAGGGAGAGGACGGUAAUGAGGAGCUACGGCAAAGGUUUGAGAGAGCGAGAGUGGGUCCAGGGAAGCCCACUGACUCCUCUUCUUCCUCCUCGGUGUGCAAGUACGAUAGCAACGGCAAUCAGGACCGCGUCAAGCUCUCAGAUUUCAACUUCAUCAUGGUUCUGGGCAAGGGCAGCUUCGGCAAGGUGAUGCUGGCUGAGAGGAAAGGCACAGAUGAGUUGUACGCCAUCAAAAUCCUGAAAAAAGACGUGGUGAUCCAAGACGAUGACGUGGAGUGCACCAUGGUGGAGAAGAGAGUCCUCGCCCUGUCAGGAAAACCACCUUUCCUCACUCAGCUGCACUCAUGCUUCCAAACCAUGGACCGAUUGUAUUUUGUAAUGGAGUAUAUUAAUGGAGGAGACCUUAUGUACCAUAUCCAACAGGUCGGCAAGUUUAAGGAGCCUCAUGCUGUGUUCUAUGCUGCUGAGAUUGCCAUCGGCCUGUUCUUCCUUCACUCCAAGGGCAUUGUGUAUCGGGAUCUGAAGCUGGACAAUGUGAUGCUGGACUCUGAGGGCCAUAUAAAGAUUGCAGAUUUUGGAAUGUGUAAAGAAAACAUGCUUGAUGGCGUUACCACAAAGACUUUUUGUGGGACGCCAGACUACAUCGCUCCAGAGAUCAUAGCCUAUCAGCCUUAUGGGAAGUCUGUGGACUGGUGGGCUUUUGGAGUCCUGCUUUAUGAAAUGCUUGCUGGACAGCCGCCUUUCGAUGGUGAAGAUGAAGAUGAGCUUUUCCAGUCCAUCAUGGAGCAUCAUGUCUCAUACCCUAAAUCCAUGUCCAAAGAAGCAGUUGCUAUCUGCAAGGGGCUGAUGACCAAACACCCAGCUAAGCGUCUGGGCUGCGGCCCAGAAGGUGAGAGAGACAUCAAGGAGCACGCCUUCUUCCGCUACAUAGACUGGGAAAAACUGGAGAAUAAGGAAGUCCAGCCGCCUUUCAAACCGAAAGCUUGUGGGCGUGAUGGGGAGAACUUUGACCGCUUUUUCACACGCCAUCCCCCAGAGCUGACCCCCCCAGAUCAGGACGUUAUAGUCAACCUGGACCAGCAAGAAUUCCAAGGCUUCUCAUUUGUUAACCCUGAGUACUCCUACACAGAUCACUGACCAUGCCGCAUAUUACUGGUCUGCAUUAGUAUCUCUUGCACCACACAUACUGUACAAAAAAAUAAAUAAAUCACAAUUUCAUAUUUCAUAUUGUAUUUGGAAGGGUGAAAGAAAUCACUCAACAUUUUGGGAAAUGUGUCUUUUCCUUUUAACUCAUCACAAUUUGAUAGCAAAUAAUAUCACUCUAGUGUUAAUGUACGUGGCGUUGUAGCUAGGUAGGGAUUAAGCCUCAGUCACACACUUCCCAACCCCCUGGCAAUGUAAAACGUGUGUUCUCUGACUGGUUGGAGACUGGUUGCUGGCUGUUGCUAGGUAAAAGCGUUGCACAGAGGUUGCUGCACCCAAAACCUGCAUGCUAUUUCUACGUGGAAGAUGCCAAAUAUUUUCUAUAGUUACUCUCCAAAUUUUAGUGAAACUUAAAAAAAGACAGUUUGCAUUUAAAGUAAAAGUUGUGCUUUUUUUUUAAAUAUUUUGGUUGCAGCAGUAAGACACAACUUUUACUUUAAAGGCAAACAUUUCGCAAGUACUGUGAGUCUUUUCAGACAAAUCUGCGUGUUCCAUAUAAGCUAACUGCAUGGAGGUUUUCAGCCCACAGCCCUCUUUGUGACCAAUUUCACCUAGCAACAGCCAGCAACCUCUUACCAACUGGUCACAGAAUACGCGCUUUUCCUUAGCAUCAGGUGGUUACCAGGGGUUGCUGACCAGCAGUUAGCAUUAAGUUUGGAAGCACCUAGAAAUAGCUAGCCUGGCUCUUUCUAAUCUCAACAAUAAGAUAACCAGAAGUAAAGCAGAUUAACACGUCUCUGUGGUUUCACAGAUAUGCAACACAACAAAGCUGCAAGUUGUGGCUUAAACUCAUAAACAAAGCAGUACAACUGUCUCGCUUUAUGGGGAAGCUAGCAAGCACACUAGCACAGAUAUCCUGGUUGGUAAAAUAGUGUUACAUGAUAUAAAACCUCCCUAAGUUGCUGAAAGGACAUCAGUGGCCUGUAAGGAAAGAGCCACAUGACAGAUGAUGACACUGAAAGGUAGCAUUUAGCUGUCCUUGAGCAACCUGGUUGGUUUACCUUCUGGCACUGCUGUAAAGUUUGAUAGGUAGCACAUAAACAGCAACCCAUUAAAAGUAUAACUCCUAAACAACUUGAUUACCAACUUUUAAAUAUUACAAAGCAGGGUGGUAUCUUUUUAGUUAAUAUGUUAAUAUUAAAAAUAACUAUUCCAGUCUGUUAUACUUUUUGUACAAAUUAGCAUGAAUUUGCACAGUUAAACUGCUAGCGAGCACAAACGGUUAACAGUGCUAAACAUUGAGUAACAAUUUAUAUUUUGAAGAUUGUUAGCUACAAACAGUAAAACAUUAGUCUAGCUGCCAGUUUGUUUGUUUUUUAUACACAUUGCACAAAGAAAAAAAAUAAAAGACUUGGUUAGCAGUUAGCCACUAGCUCAUUAAUCUAGCUUUGCUAACCCUCUCAGUUGAAUAACCUUUGCCUUGCAGGUUGCUACAUUUGCUUUAAAGAUUAAAACAUUAAAUAAAAGAUUUCUGUGUAGUUAAUGGUAGUUAUUGUUGCCACAUUAGUGAGGAGAACCAGGCUAGCUCGUCCCCCCCAGCUUCCAUUUUUCACAGUAAACCAGGCUAACACCUCUGCAUAAACAUGGGUGAUAUUUAUCAUCUCAUCUGACUUUCAGAAAAAAAUUUAAUCGGAUGUAUUUCUUGUAUUUCCUAAAUAAUGUUCACACAUGAAAUGCAGACAGGUGCUCCACUGAAAUGCGACUAAAAUAAUCAAGUGUCAAGGUGCCAGUAGGCGGCUAAUCUUGUUUGCAGCAGCGACACUGUUCUGAGUUUAUUGUAGUUUAGCACGUCACGUUACACUGCUGCUCUUGUAGCAGCUCUACUGGCUGUAUUUUUAUCUUUAGUACAGACAUGUUGCUCGCUCCUAAAUGCCACACGGCUGCUCACACCAGCAGGCUGAUGUCGGAGUCAGACCUCAGGGGCGACUUUAGCCUGCUCCGUCUCUAUGUUGCCCUCCUUUGUAAUUGCAUAUUGACUAUGACAACCUAUCGGUGAUAUUGAUGAGUGUACUAUGAUCACAUGUUGGUAAUUCAUGCAGUGUAAGUGAAAAUUGACCAAUUGCUUUGCUAUGAUUGUUUGACUACUAAUCAUUUUUCCGAAUGUUUACUUUUGUCUAAAAUCUGCGUCAACUUAGUGAUUUUUUUUUUUUUUAAAUUUCAUUGUUUGUUUGGGGUUUUUUUUGUUUUCUUUCUUCUUUUUUUUUUUUAAAGCUCUUCUCAUGAUCAAUUUCCGAAAACAAUCUCCACAGUUACAUUGUUUUUAAUGACAGAGAUCAUAUCUCUUUGCUUGUGCACAACCAUCUUUGGAGAAUUUCACAUAUGAUGAAGGUGUUUAGAGUUUUGUGAAGUCGGUAGUCUGUUAGCUUACAGAAACAGGAUGUCCAAAAGUGCCAAAAUAAAGUCCAGAAUUCACAAGGCUGUGAAACAACUCAACAACUGUGAUGAAGGCAGCCAUUUUGUGCCAUUUUGCAGUACAUGUAUAAUUAUAAUAUGCAUUAUAGUUUCUGUUCACAAGUAAUACAAUAUCCCAUAAUUUUCAUAUAUCAAAUGAACUGUCUGAGUUGUAUUAAACUUUUGUAACUGUGUAACGAUGCAGGGUAGUAACAGUGUGUCAAAUGAUGUUCUUUGAGCUCGUAUCAAAAAGAAAAGAAAAAAAAGAAGAGACAGGAAGGCGAUAUCAAAGGGUUUGUUUUACAAAAAUGCUUCUUGAAAAACUAUUCUUCCAGAUGAAAAAGCGCUUAUUGUGAUGAUGGCAAUGGUGAGGAAUACAUGUUGAAAUAACAAGAGAGAGUGCAGAGAAAAUUAUACAUAUAUAUAUAUAUUGAGUUCUAUAUAUCAGAGAGAUACUGUAUUUGGAUACAUUGUUUCUGGAUGAGAGAGAUGCUUCAGUGGAUUGUGUAAUUGUCCUGUAUGACUGGAAACUGAUAAUAUACUCACUGAUGCCUACCAGACUACUUCUGCUGUGUCUGCUUUGUUAAUGUUGUUGCACCCAAACACAGUGCAUCAGAUACCCCCAUCCAAGCAGAGGGACCACAAAUUCUCAGUGGUCUGUGAAAAGUCCCCUAACUCAUCACAUAAGUUCAGACUUGGUUUGGGAAAAGUGUCAUUUAACACACAUACAGUGUAGAAUAACAACAGCUAAUAUCUGCUAGGCUGCCCUCAUUCACAAUAGUUAUGAAAGCUUUAGCACAAUUUUUAAAGCUUUCCCAAAGGCCAAAGACGGAUGGAUGUAGCUACAGUGAUAACACCCACUAGUUAAUGAAGUCCCCAGUUUAAAGCUUCUGCCACCAACAACAAUAAAACACCUUUUUUUCUGACAAACGAGAUAACUAAAUAAAAGCUAUGAUCAAAAUGCCCCUUUGACACUUUUGUUAGUGAAUAAAAACAAGAUGAAAAUGUUCCGAUCCAAACUGAUUGGGCUGUGUAGAAAGGCAGGACGAGUUUGGAGGUGAUCCAGUCAGAAGUAAUAUCCCAUGCUUCUGGUUUCUCGUGAAAACGUGAAAAGAUUUUAAUGCUUGAGAUGAAGGAAAGAGCAAACAUAUGGAAACGUUUCACAGUUGAUGUCAUGGGAAAUAAGACGCUUUGUAAACCACGUGGAGCAGCUCUCACCGGUAAAAACACAUUUACACUUUAUAAUUUAGUCGAAUGAAUCAACUUUGGGUUUAGUCUGUGAUAAUCUUUUAUUUAGUCAACAAAAACUAAAAGAAUUUGGAUGCCUAAAUAAUGAUUGAAACUACAUUUUUGUAAUAAAAAGACUGAAACUGCAUGCUCAUUGGCUAACGACUAAUCAAUCACAAUGAACCGUGAACUUAAAAAAAAAAAAAAAAAAAAAGAUUAAAAAAAAUUAUCAUCUUUUUAAUUCAGUAUGACAUGAAAGGAGUGACUGAGCAGAUAAACUGGAGCAGGAAAAUGUUUACUGAGGUCAGGCGGCGCUUUGCCCUUAAAUUUAUAGAGGACCGGAAGUCAUUUUUUUCAAUUCCAGCUAUCGCCCCCUGCUGGCUGUUAAAAAGAACGCAGGUUUUCGGCACAGUUUUAAGCUACGUCCUUGUUUUACGCUGUCUGUGGUCGAGACGUAGUAGGACACUAGUGAGCCCUUUAAAAGGUCAGUGUAGGAAAUUUCUGGAUUUCGUCACAUCGCUGUUACUGUUGUCUGAGUUGAGGUUGGACUGCCGGACAGUUGCACAUUUUUUAUUUGUUGACGCAUCAAGUCAUUUAAAAUGGCUCUGCUGUGAUACUUGGUCAAUAGUGAAAUUACUACUCCUGUAUUUGAAUGGAGUCUUCUUACAUCUGGAUGCUCGACUAUUUUGUGAAAACACCUGCAGCAGCUUUAUGAAGAUUGAACCCACUGCACGGCCAAAAUAAUUCUAAUGGUUUCAUGUAGACGUAUGAAAAAUGUAAUAAAAAUGUAUAAAACUUGAAUGGUUUAACUGUGGCACCUACAAAAUUUAAUCAGUCACAGGUUUAAACUGAUUUAUUGGCGUCUUUAAAGCUUGUGACACAUAAACCAUCAGUCCGAUUUAUAAAUCGUUAAACAUAAAUCCAAAUAUACUGUGUGAUUAUUGUUACUCAGUCUCCUUACACAAAGUUUUAAUCAAUGAAUCAAUGAAACACUCUGAAGCCACAAACAUACACUUGCUUCGUGCACUAAUGGUGAACACGUGGACCAGUGGUAGUGAUGGGGAAAGUCAUUUCAGCUGGAAGCCCUGUGAUGA
Molecule: messenger RNA, 6500 nt
Organism: Neolamprologus brichardi
Lineage: Eukaryota; Metazoa; Chordata; Actinopteri; Cichliformes; Cichlidae
Source: RefSeq, a predicted model, not a curated record